Molecule: messenger RNA, 3257 nt
Organism: Thrips palmi
Lineage: Eukaryota; Metazoa; Arthropoda; Insecta; Thysanoptera; Thripidae
Gene: su(f)
Product: protein suppressor of forked
Exons: 13
Coding region: 160-2286 (708 amino acids)
Biological process (GO): mRNA 3'-end processing
Cellular component (GO): nucleus
Molecular function (GO): mRNA binding; protein binding
Source: RefSeq, a predicted model, not a curated record
GGUUGUUGGUUGCAGUUUUUCGACAAGGCACAAAAUCAACCAACACUUUCGGACACCACUACGCUUUCUUGACGAAAGCAUUUAUCGUUUGCUCAGCUGAUAUUGUUUCCAAUAGCGUUGUCUAGUUGAGUGCUUUGACUUUACAGUUAGGCCUUUAGAAUGGCGGAAGAUAAGUUGGAAAUAGAUUGGGGUACGGACAAGUUGAACAGAGCCCAGCAAACCAUCAUCGAUAGCCCCUAUGACCUCGAAGCAUGGAGCCUCCUUAUCAGAGAAUCCCAAAUCAAAUGGAUCAACGAUGUACGGCCUCUCUUUGAGAAGCUGGUAACGACAUUUCCGAGCUCUGGGCGAUACUGGAAAAUAUAUAUUGAACAAGAAAUGAAAGCCAGGAAUUUUGAAAAAGUUGAAAAGUUAUUUCAAAGAUGUCUAAUGAAAGUUCUUAACAUUGAUUUGUGGAAACUUUACCUCACGUAUGUUAAAGAAACUAAAGCUUCCCUUGCUUCCUACAAAGAAAAAAUGGCCCAGGCGUAUGAUUUUGCUCUUGAAAAAAUUGGAAUGGACAUUCAGUCAUACUCCAUAUGGAGUGAUUAUGUCAAUUUUCUGAAAGGAGUAGAGGCUGUUGGGUCAUAUGCAGAGAACCAAAAAAUAAGCGCUGUUCGCAAAGUUUAUCAAAGAGGCGUUGUAAACCCAAUGUUAAAUAUAGAACAGCUAUGGAAAGACUAUAUGGCAUUUGAGCAAGCAAUAAAUCCCAUCAUUGCUGAAAAAAUGGGUAUGGAGAGGUCAAAAGAUUACAUGAAUGCUCGGCGUGUCGCAAAGGAACUCGAGGCUGUCACACGCGGUCUGAACAGAAAUAUUCCAAGUGUACCACCUAUGGGAACGUUGGAGGAGUUGCGUCAGGUUGAUUUGUGGAAAAAGUACAUUGCAUGGGAAAAAAGCAAUCCUUUGAGAUCUGAGGACACUUCUCUCAUUACUCGAAGGGUGAUGUUUGCAUUUGAACAGUGUCUUCUUUGUCUGGGUCACCAUGCUGAUGUUUGGUACGAAGCCGCUCAAUUUCUAGACCAAAGCUCUAAAAUCUUGACAGAAAAAGGGGAUGUAACGGCUGCUAAGCUCUUCUCUGACGAAGCAAGUGCAGUGUUUGAAAGGGCAACCGGUUCUCUGCUCAAGAGUAACAUGCUGCUUUACUUUGCAUAUGCGGAUUUUGAAGAAGGAAGAAUGAAAUACGAAAAGGUGCAUCAAAUAUAUGAAAAGUUUUUAGAAAUGGAAGAUGCUGAUCCCACUCUGGCAUAUAUACAGUACAUGAAGUUUGCCAGAAGAGCAGAAGGUAUCAAAUCUGCCAGAACUGUCUUCAAGAGAGCUCGAGAAGAUAACCGAUCACAUUUUCAAGUUUAUGUCGCUGCUGCACUCAUGGAGUACUACAGCAGCAAAGACAAAAACAUAGCAUUUAGGAUUUUUGAGUUGGGUUUGAAGAAGUUCCCUGACAAUCCAGAAUAUGUUCUAUGCUACAUAGAUUACCUUUCACAUCUCAACGAAGACAACAAUACAAGAGUCUUAUUUGAAAGAGUGUUAUCUUCAGGCAGUUUAGAAGCAGAAAAAUCUGUUGAAAUUUGGAACAGAUUUCUGGAGUUUGAAUCAAAUAUUGGAGAUUUAGCAAGUAUAGUCAAGGUGGAGAGGAGACGAGCCGCUGUCCUGGAGAGUAUCAAAGAAUUUGAAGGAAAAGAGACUGCACAACUCGUAGACCGGUACAAAUUCUUGGAUUUGUUCCCAUGUACACCAUCAGAAUUAAGAUCGAUAGGCUACAACAUGGUCACAGCAUCAAAGACAUACCACUCAAGCAGUGCAGAUGCAGAUGAUGAGCCUGCCAGUUUACCAAAACCAGAUCUCUCCCAAAUGGUUCCCUUUAAACCUAAAUUUAAAAGCAUUCCUGGUGAUCAUCCUGUCUCAGGUGGUGUAUUUCCCUAUCCUCCCGCUGUGGCACAGUUGUGUUCCAAUUUGUGUCCUCCUGACUGUUUUCAUGGGCCAUUUGUUGGUGUUGAUGCCUUAAUGGAACAGUUAUUACGAAUUGAAAUACAUUGUUCGACACCUUCUGCAGACAAUGGACAUGAUGUCAAACUUUUUGACAUGGCUAAAAGUGUUCACUAUAUAAAUGGUGACGGAAAUGGAGGUGAAGGGUUUAUUACUGUUAAGAGAAAAAAGCGCUUGGGAGCUGAUGACAGCGAUGAUGAUGACAUGGGGAUUCCCCCGCCUGCAAACGAUAUUUACCGCCAACGUCAACAGAAAAGAGUCAAGUAGUGAUCACCAAGUUACCAAAAACUAGAAACCCUGCUUGCAAAUCACAGAGAUUUUUUUAUUUUCUCCAUGUUUGUGCCUAUCACUGGGGACAACAGAAAUGCCCACCCACUACUCAAGCAAACUUUCUUGAGGGCUUUGUUUGAGUUUGCACACUGAGAUUUGCACUUGUGGUCAUUGUAAAAUUUUUGUUUAUUCAUCUUUGAGAAAUUUGAGUUCCAUCACAAUCAUUUGUAACUAAAUCACAUCCUAGCAAGUACACAAUAUUUUAUACCCAAGAGUUUUAUGACUAUUGCUAGGGAAUUGUACAGAGUUUCUUUCCUUCUUACCCUAUUUUCAUUUUUGUUUUUGUUCUUUGAACACUUCUACUAAAGUAUUGUGAAAAAGCCUUUUCUUUGAUUUUCAUGACAAGUUAACUUGUCAAAUGCUGGAGCAGCUUGCAUGUGGCCCACUGUACAAUUCUCAUUCUACUACUUCUGGAUUUUGUGAAUGUGUCAAGCUAGUCAGUGCAUUCAUCUGCAAAUUUAAAACAUUCCAAGAUUUUCCAGUUCUCAUGCAGCUGCCAUCGCUCAUGUAUUUUAUUCAAGAUACAAUCUUAAAAUUCUUUAAAUGGUUUUGAUCAUAUUUCAACUUAGCAGAUGAAUAGAUUAUUUAAGGAUGCUGACAUUAAAUUUGGCUUUGCUCUUCUUAUAUAUGUAUAUAUAUUAGUUUUCUGGUCUUCAUUUAUUCUCAAGCAGGUUCAAGUCAUAAUAUUUUUUUCAGAAAAUAAAAUUAUGGACUAAGAAUGGAAAUUCAGAUAGAGCAAUUUUGACAAAUAUUUCUGCCCAUCUUCAUUGUGAUUUUCUAUGAAUAAGAAUAUUGACAGUCAGAAAGGACACUAUCACCUAAGAUGUGUUUUAUUAUCUGUACAUAAUGUUGUAUUUGUAGUAAUAAAAGAAAUUAUUUGUGUAAAUAAAGUGAAUGUUUUACAUUAA